AAGUACUAGAUUUCAGCAUGUCUUUAUUGUUCCGACGUUUUGCCCCGUUAACCUAACACAAUAGAACAUCCACGGGCUAGUUUGAUCUUAAUAAAUAUGCUAGAUCUAUCCUGUAUAGAUUAUCAAUCAAAACCAAGCAAGCCCACUCCUCUUUCAUAGAGUCAGUAAACAUACAAUCAAGUUGUCUUUAUUUCAAUUUCAACUUGAAAUUCACUAGGCGUGCCUUUGUCUCAAGUACUAGGCGUUGACUUAUCACACACAGUUGAAUUUGAAAUUAUAUUAUACCGAGGCCGUAAAUUGAUUUUGUCAUUCCGCUCUUUGUCACUGAUUUGGUCUUGUAAGAUGAAGCUUACCACUGUUGCAGUGAUUCUGGCAACGGCCGCUGCAGCUCAUCUGAUUGUUGCAGGUCUUCCAUAUCCAGACCCUCGCGAAAAGCAGCAAAGUGCAAGCUUUCUUCAACCACAAGUACCCGUCCAGGAUAAUGAAGCCUUGCCAUUAAGUUUGCCAAGCAUAGUAGAAUCUAUUGACCCUUCCUUCGAAAGAAAAAAAAGGAAGAAAAAGUUUAGGUGGAACAAAGGAAUGUUUUCCAAGGCCGUAAAUAGUCUAGGUAUUUUGAGGAUACCUGGAUUGAAAUUAGUCACGGUAAAGAAAGAAUUCAUGCAUUCACUAGAGAAAGCAAAAGGUCACAUGAUCGAGAUGAGAAAAAGACGCCCGUCAAGUUACCAUAAAUAUUAUAGAAACGAACGGAACUCAAAGCCUCAAAAGAGGGUCCUACACGAUCUUUGCCAAGAAACCGUUGAUUCUAUAUUUGUGUUGGCUCAUGCCGAUGAAAGUCUUGCCUACAAAGUCGAAACCAUCCUCUGCGAGGGAACGUGUUAUUCUUCGAGUCUAAAACUCCCUCUGGGUGAAUGCGUUCUCAAGAGAAAAACGAUGGUGGUGUACGUUUUUGACCAAACCAAAAACCUCGUCCCGAAAACAGUCGACGUGGGGUGUGCGUGCGAAUGCCUUACAUCUUUGUUAAAGUGAACCAGACUAACUAGACUAUUCUCGGUGUUUUAAAGACGGCAAUGUCGUGAGAUCCUUUGAAGGCCGGCCUUAUUAUUCCCGUGAUGCUAAUUGAAUUCUACUUUCCGUUGGUACGUCAUUCCAGACUUUUGUCGGUCGGAUAAAGGGCUCAGUCCUGCAUGAGAUCUUUAAUCUUUAAUUAAUUACUCGUAGUAUGAGAACUAUACUAAAGCUCGUGUCAAACGUCAAACUUCACAUGAGCCGAACCUAAUGACAUCAAAGAAGGCCGCUUUGUUAUCCAUUAUUUCAAUUAGGUUCGGCUCAUGUGAAGUUCGACUUUUUACCUGAGCCAAGGAGCAGUAAAGGCUCCCUGGUGCUGAUUGUAAGUGCCCCGGAUAAUAUGUGUAGUAUCAUAAAGUUUAUUUUGAUUAGCCAACAAUGAUAAUAAAUUAAUUAACCGAGACUCUCAGAAGACGUUGCUGAAACAUGUUUUUUCAUAUAAAAAUUUCAAAAUUUU
Messenger RNA from Actinia tenebrosa (Australian red waratah sea anemone), 1522 nucleotides. RefSeq lists its product as uncharacterized. NCBI's taxonomy places the organism in Eukaryota, Metazoa, Cnidaria, Anthozoa, Actiniaria, Actiniidae. The record is from RefSeq and is a predicted model, not a curated record.